AUGUCGGAAGACCCCAUCCCCACAUCAAUAGCUGAGAUUGAGAAUCUCAUUCUAGCUAUCCAUCAACCAAACUCGCAAGAGAUCAUUAAUCGCGGAAAUAAAAUAUUGUACCGACUACAAGAUUCCCCUGAGGCUUGGGGCAUCGCUCGCAGCUUGCUGGAGAGACCCAAUGAAUUAGUCAAGUUUCAUGGUGCUCUGAUCAUCGUCAUCAAGCUCAACAAGGAGAGUUCCACUCUCACCUCUGACGAUGCAGCCGACCUCCUUUUGAUGUUAAUAGAGAGAUACUUGGAUGCGCUGCGCCAUGGAAACACAUCAUUAGUUGCCAAGAAGCUAGCCACGGCCCUUGCGACCUUUUUCAUUAACUUCAAUCAAGUCUGGGAACGCUUCAUCCAUCACCUUGUACUCUGUUUGGUGUCAGAUCAACCAUAUGCACCGAACGCCCUGAACGAUGCUCCUGACAUGGCCUCACUUCUAGAGCGCACAAGUCCCCCGCAAUUGCAGGCUGUCCUGUGGGUGUUGGGGAAUGUGCUGGACGAGGUUGCCAAAUUCAACCUGAACACUCCUCAAAAUAUCGGAGUAUAUGAGGCUAUACUGGAGAACCUCCCCGAUGCAGUCAACUUAAUGAGCCGCAGCAUGUCACCCCAAUUAACUACGGAAGCGGUUCACGAAGAUGCGAUACGGUGCCUACAGUCAUGGGUUUGGUUCGCCCAAAAGACAUCGUCUAGAGAUACUAGGCUUUCAGAGCCUAUCGGGCCCCUAGUCACGGCUGUCAUAACAUCCCUGACAGUGGAUGAGCUUUACAGCGUUUCUGUGGAGUUAAUGGUAGACUUGCUGUCUAACUGCUCAAUGUUUCUAUCUGAGAAGCACUUCGACGAUCUUGCUUGUCUUUUUGACUCUGGCUGGUCCCAUGCACGAUACCAGGAAUUGGUCCAAGGGGACUUCGACUUUGACUCUGUCCAGUUCGGCCAGCUUCUCCUCGCUUUUGGAGAGUCCAAGAUUGACAGGCUAAUGCAGAGUAAUGAUGUUCAGAGCCAGAAUCUGCUCUCUAGCCUAUGUGGUCUGCUUGCCGCUCGAGGAUAUCUUGUCGAGGAGGAUAUCAUUUUCGUCCCGGCCCUCGAAUUCUGGUUGACCUAUGCUGAAACUAUGACUGAUCUUAUGUUUUCGGAUCAGGAAUCAGCUCAUACUUGGGUUCCGCGUGCCCGCGCCCAUAUCCUCCAGGCUGUAUCCAAUGCGUGGCAGAAAAUCGUCUACCCACCUACUGAAGAGUUUGCCAAAUGGGAUUCUAGCGACCGAACAAGCUUUCAUGAUGCUAGGAAAGAUGUUGUUGACCUCCUCCAAUCUGUAUUUACCUUGGAGGGACCGCAACUCGUGGCCACAUUCGCAGGCCAGGUGCUCAAGGCUUUGUCCGAAUCAUCGUGGCUACAGCUCGAGGCCGCAGCUUUUUGUCUUGGUGGACUUGCUGAUUGUGUCAGCGAGGACAGCAGAUGUGAUGAUGCGCUAGCGACUGUUUUCAAAUCACCCUUGUUCCCAACGUUACGAUCUGGGCAUUCAGAGAUCCCGCCUAAAGUGCGGCAGACUUGUGUUUCCCUAAUCGAGCAUUAUACGGAAUAUUUUGAGCGAAACGUGUCAGAGUUACAUCCUGCUCUGAACUUCAUCUUUGCUGUUGUUGGAGAGCACCCGAUGGCGAAUGCUGCAGCGAAGUCCAUACUCCGAUUGUGCGGAUCCUGCCGAGGUUAUCUACAUACUGAAGCUCAUGGCUUCCUCAACGAAUACCAGAAUCUAGUAUCUGGUAAACGGCUUGACUGCGGAGCUAGUGAAAAAGUUCUGGGCGGUAUUGCGUCCGUGGUUCAAGCGAUGCCCGAUCCGAACCAAAGGUACUCUGCUUGUGCACGACUUCUAGCCUUUGUCCAGACCGACGUACAGCGCGCUCUGGAGUUACUGCACUCGCCUAGCGGUACCCCUAUUCCCUGCCACGUUUCGCCCGUUUGCUCAUAUGCUGCUCCUGACGAGAAUCCUGCUCUUCAUACCGCACUGAAGUCACUCAGAUGUCUUGCUAGCAUAGGAAGAGGUCUCCAAGCCCCCUCUGAGCUGUCAGUUGAUUUGGACGGCAGUAAGCCGAUCCCCCAGACCGUGGACCCACUGCUCGCGCAGCUUCAGGAAAGCAUCAUGGCUAUCAUUAGCCAAAUUCAAGAAGCAUUCAACACUAGCGGAGAGGUUGUAGAAAUCAUUUGCAGCGUACUGCGCUGUGGCUUCUCCGAGUCUGAACCUGGGCCCUUCGUGCUUCCGCCCCAUAGCGUUGCGCUGUACUUGACAAACCAAGGCCUCCAGACACCGAGAGUUGGCUUACUAGUCAAGACAGCCUGCUCUUUUGUCAGUUCGCUCGAGCAUGAUGGGCUUGCGAACCAGCAAGGAAUGCUCAAUUCCGUGCUACUUUGGGUUAUUGGACUACUAAAACAGCUAUCUAAUGAUGAGCCUGAUCCAGAAGUUUCACAAAAUGGGAUCGACUUUGUUACACGCUUGUUGAACAAACGACCAGUCACUCUACUUCAGCUAGAGCCUUCUUCUGCUGCAGAGUUUUUGUUUCUCUUCACGCUUCAAGUAUUGGAUGGAAAGGAACCACUCCCAAAAGCAAGUGCAGCAGAAUUCUGGUCCGCUUUUGUUAGCAUUAAGUCUGACUCCCAGGAGCUUAAUGAUGUGGCUCAACAGGCCAUGCAAACACUGGGCCCUCUACUUGCAAGAAGUCUUGCGAGGAAUAUUGGAGGCAAUGCCUCUAGGAGCGAGCUUGAAAAGUUGAGCGAGCCCCUUAAAAAGCUUGUGGUCCGGUAUCCUAUGGCUAAGAGCUGGCUCGAAGAUGGGCUUGUGCAUGAAACAUUCCCCAGCACCAAGGUCACACCACAAGACAGGUUGAUAUUCUUAAAAAAGGUUAUCAGUUUGAGAGGUGCUCGAGCCACGAAUCAGGUUGUCAGAGACUUUUGGCAGUCAGCACGAGGUUCUAAUUUUGCUUAUGCGUCGUAA
Fusarium sp. VM40 is the source of this 3015-nucleotide messenger RNA. Lineage: Eukaryota; Fungi; Ascomycota; Sordariomycetes; Hypocreales; Nectriaceae. The record is from the annotation of a GenBank genome assembly.